AUGGUUCUAAUAAAUUCAAAUAAAGAGUUAUUAGAACAUCCUUUGAGAGAAUACAUAACCAAUUUGUAUCUUAAUUCAAACGAACGGAUAGAACCAAAAUAUUUAAUCCCAGAAAGUGUUACAAAUUUAGUAUUUGGUCGAAAAUUUAAUCAAGAGAUCAGGGAAAAUGAAUUACCAGAAUCUUUAAUAGAAUUAUCAUUACACCAUUAUAAUAGACCUUUGGUUAAAGGACUUUUUAGUGAUUCGAUUAGAGUUUUAAAACUAGUAUUUUUUAAUCAGCCAUUUCAACCAUUUCAAUUACCACCUUUUAUUACCUUUUUAGAAUUAAGAGACUUUGACUGCCAAUUACCCAAUUUACCAAAUACAAUUACAACUUUAAAAUUAGAUAGGUUCAAUAAGCAGCUUUCACCAAACCAAAUACCAAUGUCAUGCACACAUUUAGAACUAAAAGAUUAUAACUUACCACUACGCGAUAAUGAUAUACCAUCAUCAGUUAAAACUCUUGUUUUUGGUAACUUUAAUCAAACUUUAGUUAAGGGUUCUAUUCCUUCAUCUGUUGAGGUAUUAUCUCUUGGAUUAAAAUUUAAUCAAGAUCUAAUCAAAGACGAAUCGAUUCCAAGCUCUGUUAAAGUUUUAGAACUAUCCACAGAUUAUAACAAACCUUUAAUUGUUGGUGUAAUUCCAUCCAGUGUUCAUACUCUUAUAUGUGGUAAUUUCAAUCAACCCUUAGAAGAAAAUCAAAUCUCCCCAUCAAUUAAAACACUUAUAUUGGGUCACAGGUUUAAAAAAAUUUUAAAAGAAAAGGAUAUACCAGCAUCAGUAACAGAUCUACACCUUGGAGGUAGUAGAUUCGAUAAAGAAAUUAAAGCAGGCGAUAUUCCAUCAUCAGUAAUAAAUCUAAACUUUGGUGAUCUAUUUAACCAAAGGAUAUCAGAAGGUGUAUUACCAUCAUCCAUAAAAUCAUUUUCAAUGGGAAAAAGCUACGACCAUCCUCUGGAGGGCUCUAUUCCAAACCAUUGCGAAUCAUUAGUUCUGCCUGAUCAUUUCACACAUACAAUAAAAAAAAAUGAUAUACCUAAUAGUGUUACCUCUUUAACCUUUGGAUCUUUUUUUAUCAAGCCAAUUACAUCAAGUCUUAUGCCCACUAGCCUCACAUCCAUAUAUUUUGGUUUAAGAUUCAAUAAACCUAUAUCUCCAGGUAUUUUUAAUCAGGGUAUUGAGACUAUAAUGUUAGGUGAAAAUUUUAACAAGCCAAUAGAAAAUGGUACAUUUCCAUCAUCAACAAAGGCCAUUAGUUUUGGUGCAAGUUUUAACCAAAGUAUUUCAGAAGGGUUAUUUAAUGAAGGUUUGGAAAUAUUAGAAUUUGGCAGUAGAUUUGUUCAAGAGAUUUCAGCUAAUGUUUUACCAUCUACUUUAAAAAAACUUGUUUUUAAAAAUGAUGAAAUGAAUCAAAUAAUCCAGGAAUUGGAUUUACCAACAACUUUAGAAAUUACAUUCGAAAUAGACGAAUAUGAUUUUCCAGAGAUUUCAGAUGAUGAUUUUGAAGUACAUGAAGAAGAAUACAAUGAUGAUGACUAUGAAGAUAUGAGUAAUUUUAGUGAAGGUGAUGAUGAAAGUGAUGAAGAUGACGAAGAAGGUGAUGAAGAAAGUGGUGAAGAAGGUGAUGUAGAAGGUGAUGUAGAAGGUAAUGUAGAAGGUGAUGUAGAAGGUGAUAUAGAAGGUGAUGUAGAAGGUGAUGUAGAAGGUGAUGUAGAAGGUGAAGAAGAUGUUAAUAAUUAACUUUAAACAAAUUAGACUGUAAAGAAAAAAAUAUUUGUAAAAACAAAACAAAACAAAAAUAAAUAAAUAAAAAAAUAAAUUUAUAAAUAAAAAAAUAAAGUUUUAUUCGUUAUAUAUU
This is a messenger RNA of Dictyostelium purpureum, 1897 nucleotides long. RefSeq lists its product as uncharacterized. The transcript has 3 exons. Bases 1 to 1779 code for a protein of 592 amino acids. NCBI's taxonomy places the organism in Eukaryota, Evosea, Eumycetozoa, Dictyosteliales, Dictyosteliaceae. The record is from RefSeq and is a predicted model, not a curated record.